AUGCCAAAAUUCAAAAGAAAGAAUUUUUAUGCAGUUGUUAAAGGUUAUAAUUCUGGAUUAUAUAAUUCUUGGGACGAAUGCCAAAAACAAGUACAAGGUUUUCCCGGGUGCAUCUUCAAAGGAUUCGACAAGAAGGAAGAAGCCGAAACCUUUCUGAAUGAAAAUUUAAACCAAAAUACUGAUCGUGAUUAUGCCAUAAAUUCCAUUUUGAAACAGCAGACUCCUCAACAGCAAAAGCAACAACAUUUAUCACCACCACCAUCAUCCCCAGUACAACAAUCGAUACUUCCAUACGGUGAACAAUUCCUUCCUUCUGAACAACUAUGGCAGCGACAACAUCCAGGAGAUUAUCAUAGUCAAAAAACUCAACCUGUUCAAUACAGGCAAGAAAAUACAUCGAUUGAUCAUUCUACAUAUAGUAAUGAUAGACCCCAAGUUCGUGCUGAAAAUGCAGCAAUCCUGCAAGAAAAAAAUACUGCCAAUAACACUAAUCACACAGCAGUCGCCUCACACUUCAAUAAUAACACAAAAGUCGCAUCUCAUUAUCUCAAUAAGACGGGCGGGAGUGAUGUUGUUGCUCCUAAGGAAAGAUGGUCGGACGAAGAGGAUUGGGAACCGAUCUCAAAACAACGUGUAUUAAAAGUGAAAAAGGGUUUUAAUAAUGCUGAAAGUUCUAUUGUUCCACAAAAGAAUACUACAUUUCAAACAACCAAAUCAUUAAAUGUCGAUCAAUCGAAUGCUGAAUUUGAUCCUUACGGAGAAGAUGAGACUUCAAACAAAUGGUCUGACGAAGAGGACUGGGAUCCUACCAUAAAACAACAGAUCAUUGAAGCGAAAAAACAUCACGAUCCACAUCAUCUCAAUACAAUAGCGCAAUCUUCGUCUAUCGAUGACAUCGAACUGACAGGCGAACAAACUCAUGUAUUGAAUCUUGUAAUAAACAGUCAGGAGAGUAUAUUUUAUACUGGUUCAGCAGGGACCGGCAAAUCCAUUUUACUUCAAAGAAUAAUUAAAGAAGUUAAACGAUUACAUGGACCAGAAAGUAUUGCGGUGACUGCGCCAACGGGUAUCGCUGCAGUAAAUGUCGGCGGCAUGACAAUUCAUUCUUUUUCUGGGGUCGGAACUGGCGAUGAUAAAGUUGAAAAUUUAUUGAAAAAAAUUAAAAGACGGGCAACGGUCCAAGAUAGAUGGAAGGAAAUAAAAGUUUUAGUCAUCGACGAGGUAUCAAUGUUAGAUGGAGCUCUUUUUGAUAAGUUAGAGUUGAUUGCAAGAGAUCUACGUCAAAGUCAAAACCCAUUUGGUGGUAUUCAGGUUAUAAUAACGGGUGACUUUUAUCAACUUCCUCCGGUAUCGAAAGGUGGAGAAUAUAAAUUUUGUUUCCAAGCUAAUUCCUGGCAACGAGUUGUUAAGCAUUCACUACUACUGACGAGAAUCUUCCGACAAAAAGAUAACGAAUUAAUUAAUAUGUUGAACGAAAUGAGACAUGGUGGAAAUCUGUCAAAUCAAUCCAUGGCUCUUAUUAAAAGACUGCAAAUGACUCCGCAGUAUCCUCCUGACGGAAUUCUGCCGACUGAACUAUAUGCACGUAAUGAAUCUGUCAACAAAGCCAAUCAAUCUCACCUCGACAGAAUCCCAUAUAAGGCACAAGUAUAUCUAGCCGAAGAUUUUACAAUGCAAAGUGACUCGGUACAACUAGCAACCUUGAAAAAAAGCUGUCUAGCGUACGACCAUUUAGAAUUAAAACGCAACGCUCAGGUUAUGCUUAUAAAGAAUCUAAACAAAGACUUGGUAAAUGGGAGUCGUGGGAUUGUAAUCGGGUUUCAUGAUGCGCAGACUAAUUCACAUUAUUUCAAUGGAGAGGAAGAGAAAUUGCCUCCAGGUACAGCGGUGUAUCCAAUUGUACGAUUUACCAAUAAAAUUGAACAGGUGAUUGAUAAAGCAAUAUGGACACUGGAGGGUGUAGGUGGAAUCGAAUUGGCUAGGAGAAGACAGGUCCCAUUGGUUCUUGCGUGGGCCAUCAGUAUCCACAAAAGCCAAGGGCAGACCUUGGACAGAGUUAAAGUCGAUUUGGGCCGGGUCUUUGAAAAAGGCCAGGCCUACGUCGCUUUAUCUCGGGCCACUUCUGUCAAUUCGCUUCAAGUACUAAACUUCCGUAAAGAUCUUGUAAUGGCUCAUAAAAAGGUCGCGGAAUAUUACGCCUCUUUAACCACGUUCUCAUGA
This is a messenger RNA of Ambispora gerdemannii, 2220 nucleotides long. Lineage: Eukaryota; Fungi; Glomeromycota; Glomeromycetes; Archaeosporales; Ambisporaceae. The record is from the annotation of a GenBank genome assembly.